Soboliphyme baturini is the source of this 387-nucleotide messenger RNA. The record is from the annotation of a GenBank genome assembly. NCBI's taxonomy places the organism in Eukaryota, Metazoa, Nematoda, Enoplea, Dioctophymatida, Soboliphymatidae.
AUGAACGACGAAGACGUUAGUCCGAAAGCUUACCCGCUGGCCAACACUGACCUGUCUCAAAAGUUGCUUGACCUCGUGCAGCAGUCAGUCAGUUAUAAACAAAUCAGGAAAGGUGCAAACGAAGUAACUAAGACGUUGAAUCGAGGGAUUGCUGAACUGAUAAUCAUGGCCGCUGAUGCAGAACCUAUCGAAAUCUUGCUACACCUUCCCCUCUUAUGCGAAGACAAGAAUGUGCCGUACGUUUUCGUAAAGUCAAAAGCAGCUCUCGGCAGGGCGUGCGGAGUAUCCAGGCCCGUUAUUGCUUGUUCAGUAAUGGUUAAUGAGGGAUCUCAACUGAAACUGCAAAUACAGAAGAUGAAAGAAGAAGUUGAAAAGUUGCUAUUUUGA